Molecule: messenger RNA, 1690 nt
Organism: Malania oleifera
Lineage: Eukaryota; Viridiplantae; Streptophyta; Magnoliopsida; Santalales; Ximeniaceae
Product: ADP,ATP carrier protein, mitochondrial
Exons: 4
Coding region: 240-1418 (392 amino acids)
Biological process (GO): mitochondrial ADP transmembrane transport; mitochondrial ATP transmembrane transport
Cellular component (GO): mitochondrial inner membrane
Molecular function (GO): ATP:ADP antiporter activity
Source: RefSeq, a predicted model, not a curated record
GUCGACAUUUAUGAAUCAAGUCACGUCUAACCAAUUAACGGUGGCCAAAUCAGGUGUACCGUUGAACAGUAGCCCGCGAAGCACAGUAACACACUGGCUCUCCUCCUAUAAAUUAUCUCAACCAUUCUUCCUCCAUUCUCCGCCCUACAAACCCAUCGCUCCCUCCUUCCUCUCUCCGCCCUCUGCACCACCGCAAGCCGAGGCGGUCCACUUGCAGGAGUUUUGGUUUAGAAGACACGAUGGCUGAUCGGCAACAGCACCCAAAUGUCAUGCAGAAGGUAGCUGGCCAGCUCCACCUCAAUUCUAGCCUGUCGCAGGACACUCAAAUACGUUAUGGGGGCUUCCAAAGGUCUUCUACUUACCAGAGACGUUUUGCAUAUGGGAAUUAUGCUAAUGCAGGAUUGCAGUAUCCCAUGCCCUCGGCAUGUCAAGCUUCCUGUGAUUUGUCAUCAGUUGCCCCAGCUGUUUCGCCUGUGUUUGUCCAAGCUCCUUCAGAGAAAGGAUUUGCUGGAUUUGCCAUUGAUUUUCUUAUGGGUGGUGUUUCUGCUGCUGUGUCCAAAACAGCUGCUGCUCCCAUUGAGCGUGUCAAACUUUUGAUCCAAAACCAGGAUGAAAUGAUUAAAACUGGUCGUUUGUCUGAACCCUACAAGGGUAUUGGAGAUUGUUUCAGCAGAACAAUGAAAGAUGAAGGAAUUGUAGCAUUGUGGAGAGGGAACACAGCUAAUGUCAUUCGUUACUUCCCCACUCAGGCAUUGAACUUUGCAUUCAAGGAUUACUUUAAGAGGCUAUUUAACUUCAAGAAAGACCGGGAUGGCUACUGGAAAUGGUUCGCUGGUAAUUUGGCAUCUGGUGGGGCUGCUGGUGCUUCUUCCCUGCUUUUUGUCUAUUCCUUGGAUUAUGCAAGAACCCGUCUUGCUAAUGAUGCAAAGGCUGCGAAGAAGGGAGGUGAGAGGCAAUUCAAUGGUUUGGUUGAUGUCUAUAGGAAGACUCUCCAGACAGAUGGUAUUGCUGGGCUUUACCGUGGAUUCAACAUUUCAUGUGUUGGUAUCAUUGUGUACCGUGGUUUAUAUUUUGGCAUGUAUGAUUCUUUGAAACCCGUGAUCCUGACUGGAAAGUUGCAGGAUAGUUUCUUCGCUAGCUUUGCUCUUGGUUGGGUUAUUACAAAUGGUGCUGGACUCGCCUCCUACCCCAUUGAUACCGUUCGCAGAAGGAUGAUGAUGACGUCCGGAGAAGCUGUCAAGUACAAGAGCUCACUCGAUGCGUUCUCUCAGAUCCUUAAGAAAGAAGGUGCCAAAUCUCUCUUUAAGGGUGCUGGUGCAAACAUCCUCCGUGCAGUUGCCGGUGCUGGUGUGCUCGCCGGUUACGACAAGCUUCAGGUGAUUGUUUUUGGAAAGAAGUACGGUUCUGGUGGGGCUUAAUUGACACUAUAUUGAGCCUUCAACCCCUUUACCGUGGAUGGUGAUGAAAAUCUUUUUGCUUUUCCAUUUUUAAUUAAGAAUUUAUUCAGAGCAAAUUUUACUUCCAUUGAAUAACUUAGUCUAGAGGGGAGUUUUUUUUCUCCCGAACAUAAUUGUUAUCGAUUGUUGUUAUUGUGGGGGUUUAUCUCCAAAUCAUUUAUUCCCAAUUGAAGCAUUUUUGUUCCCAUCAAUAUGAUUAUUAAAAGAGGUUGCAGUUGUGCCCUAUUAAUCCA